Carica papaya (papaya) is the source of this 2010-nucleotide messenger RNA. RefSeq names its product Octicosapeptide/Phox/Bem1p family protein. Gene Ontology annotation, molecular function: protein binding. The record is from RefSeq and is a predicted model, not a curated record. NCBI's taxonomy places the organism in Eukaryota, Viridiplantae, Streptophyta, Magnoliopsida, Brassicales, Caricaceae.
UGUGUCUGUGUAUAGAGAUAAUCCCAAAAGAGAGAGUUAGCCUGACAAAAUGCAAAUGAGUAAAACGUUUGCUUCACCGAGAGGCAAAAUUACAAUUUCCAGAAUCCGUUCGAUCACACCUCCGAUAAUCACGCCCUAACCCAAGUUCAAUCCUAACCCUACCGCCACUGCGGAUAUGGACUCGCCGCCGCCGCCGCAACCGCAACCGACAAAUACUGCCGCCAUAUCUGGGGGAAGCACUGGUAAGCUCCGGCUGAUGUGUAGCUACGGCGGACAUAUUAUUCCGCGGCCUCAGACAAAGUCCCUUUGCUACGCCGGCGGGGACACCCGUAUCGUCACCGUCUCUAACGCCGCCGCCUCGCUCAACCUCUCUUCCCUAACUACCCACUUGGCGGCCACCCUCAACGUUCACUACCCUUUCACGCUCAAGUACCAGCUCCCUUCUCACGACCUCGAUUCUCUGAUUUCUCUCUCGACGGAUGAAGAUCUUCAAAUCAUGCUCGAGGAGCACAAUCGCCUGUCCGCCUCCCCUCCCAGUUCCCGCAUUCGAUUGUUUCUCUUCCCCACCAAGCGGCCGCCGGCUCUUCCCGACGAGAGCAGGCAGCAGAAAGCGGAAGGCGGGUGUUGGUUCCGGAGUAAGUUAGAGCGAGAACAACCCGUGUUACAGCAUCCGAAGACAGAGUCUUGGUUCGUGGACGCUUUGAGGAGUGCGGGGAUUAUGCAGAAAGGUGGAUUGGAGGGGCAGAUUGAGGGUAAUAAUAGCGGUGGACAUGAGUCGAUUUUUCUGGAUACUAGUUCGUCUUUCGGGUCGACUUCCUCUUCUGUUUCGUUGUCGAAUUUGCCACCCAUUAAAGCAAAUGGCGAGGAAAGUGUUGCUAAUUUGAUUGAUAAUCUGCCAAAAUUUUCUUCACCAGAACGAGUUGCAAGUGAGACUAGUGUGGCAACAGCCAUUUCUCAAGCAGAGACCCCUGGUUAUAUGGACCAAAUUAUGAGUGUUCCUGCAAUGGAUAAUAAGAUUUCUACAAACCCUUUUGAAACAGAGACCAAACUGCAUGAUAAUCCCUAUGGAACCCAGAUGAAUAAAUCAAUUCCGGCUUCUGGGUAUACAAUAUCUUCACUUCCAGACCAGCCACAGCCACAACAAGUGCAGUUUGUUCCAUCCGGAUCUCAUUACUUGCCUCAGAAUCCACCCGAUCUCCUUUCGGGUUCAUACUACUACUCUAUGUAUCCUCCCUUGCCUCAGCAGCAACCCCAAUUCCAUUUUCCACUUCCUAGACCCUAUCAAGUGUACUAUAUACCGGUUGGGCAGAGCCAACCUUACAAUUUCCAUGUGGUUGAUGCAUCAAAUAUUGCCUCAGGCCAGGCCAAUGUACAUUCCAAUGCUUCUUUCAGUGCUACGACUCAAGUACCUUUGAAGGAGGUCACUCGAAUGCCCGAGUUAACCUCGCAGACAUUCCGAACAACUCAAGCAGCUAACCCACUGGUUCAUGUUCCCUACAACGAAGAUAUACAACAGUCUUUUGUCCACCAACAAAUUCAUGUCCAACCUCAGAAGAGCAGUGUUGCUCCUGGACAAGCAGUUGGCUAUAGUAAUGAGCUGAAGGUUGACGAUGAUCCAGCACGCGCACAGAUAUAUAAAUCUCAGCCUCCGCCACCUGUGCUGCCUUCUCAGUACCAAACCAUGGCAAAGGCCCCGGUAGCAGCGAUAUCAGAAACCUUGGCUCAUCUGCAUAUGGACAAUGCUCAGGCUCAGAUAAAGCCGCAGUGAGUCCAUUUUCGAAAGAAAAGAAAAACGAUUUUGGUAGCAGUUGGUUGGUAUUUUUGUGCUUUCUUUCUUGGUUUCUUGAUUUGUAGGUAUACUUCUUGUGCUUGAAAUAGGAAUCACCUCGUUUGUGUGUCGACCUUUUGAUGCUUAUAACACGUUAAUGAUGUCUUCAUAUACAUACAAACUGUUCGAGAAUGUAUAGAGUGUGCUAAAUGCUUAAUAAAAAAGGUUGUGGUUGAAACAAA